UGUUUUUCCGGACGGAACUCAAGGAAGGUAACCGUUGACGCACAAAGAUCGACUCUGUUACUUGGUUCCCUUAAAGACAAGUACCGUAUAAACGUUUUUCUUGGGCUUUAGCCGAGUGACGGACAUUAUUUCCACUCACUGGAAUGUAUCUGUGGUGAAUACAUAUCAUGGACGGAGAUAUUACUUCGUUACCUGGUCCCAGUCUGUCCCUCUCCACUCUUCGCCUCCUGGUGCCACCCAUUCGAUUGUUCUCUGCAGCGAUCUGGCAGACAGUGGAGCAGAAAAUUGUUUCAGAUUAUGGGCUACUUGAAGAGUUUGUGUUCAUGGUCACAAACAUUGUUCCUGAACUUCUUUCUGCAAGGCAACGGGCUGAACUUAUUCUGGGCUUGAGAGCAAGGCUGAUUCUGGAGCUAUGUCGCUCUGAGGAAACUGCUGACCUUCAGAUCAUCCAGCCACAUCUUGACAGAUUGCAGAACCUCAGAACUCUGUGGAAUGUGGAGAGUGAAAAUACAGAACGAGAGGCAUCUGAUUCCCAUUUCAUGCGUCUUGUCCAAAAUUUGUUAAGAGAUCCACAAGAGAGAAAAAACUUUUUUCAGGAUGUUUUCCCAGAAGAUUUUGGUCCAACAUAUGACAAAGCCAUCCAGACAUUGAUGUGGCUCUUUCUCUCUAGAUUUGAAAAGCUUCUUCCUACUCAAACACUUCAACAGGUAGCAGCUUUGCUGAACAAUACAUCAUCUGUCCUGAACGAAUGUAUGGACACUUUUGCGCAACCUGAAGAACUUAAAACCUUACUAGAUACUCAAAAAGACCUCAGCCAGUUAGAGGACAUUGAGUCCUAUAUUGUUGACAGUGGCAUCUUGUCAGCACUGUGUCUUCCUCCUGUGGAAAGAGUGGUUAUCGUCAAUGAACAAUCUGAAACUGAUGCAGAAAGCGGACUUGUGUAUACUGUGUGCACAGAGAUGGAGGUGGAAUCUGAGAACAAAGAGGUGUACGCGGAGGCAAGUGGAAACUCAGAGGAGUGUGGACAAACUGAGUGGUUUGGUAUUGGCAGUGAUGUGAAAGCAGAAAUCGACACCGAGGUGAUUUCGGAUCCAGUUGAGGGUGCUGAGGCAAGUGAGAGUGAGAUGGCAGAAGAUCAACACAAUGACCACGCUGGAACACUGAUCAUUGGGGAGGAUGGCCAGGUGACUGUGUUGGAUGGUGUAAAGAAGCCUAAAAAACGAGGAAGGAAAAAGAAGCAGCCAGCAGAUGAGGACUUUAAAGUGCAAGGUAGUACAAGGGACAAAGUUGAUGAAUUUGACACUUUGUGGGAAAGACCUGUAAGAAAGAACAGAGGACUCAAGAUGAAAGGAUACCUGUCACAGUGGAGAAAAUCUGGAAAGACGAGUAGUUCUAAGAAGUUUGCUGGUUCGGCCAAAUCCAAUGAUUUGGAUGAGAGAACGUGUAAAGUGUGCGGCAUUGUAGUAAGUCGCGUCCAGUUCUUAGAGCGACACAUGAGUCAACACUCAAAGGAGCUUCCUUUUUCAUGUCCCACUUGUAAAAGGUUUUAUAAGAGUCUGCGUUUCUUGCAACAACACAGGUGUUCGAGUGCAACAAAUGUGAAGGUUGGCAAAAAAACAAAGGAUGAAGAGACAAAAGAGGAUGAUGCUGAACAAUCACCUAGUGAGGUUCCUUGUGAAGAAGCCAUUGAAGGGCAGCUCUCGGACAACAACACCACCCAGGACCCCGACUACUCCCCUUCAGCUGAAAGAUCUUCCAAAGACUCAGCACCGAGAAGCCCAGAAGAAAACAAAUCUGUCAUAGAAGGGCCAUUCUACUGUCCCCACUGCAGUGUGGAGUUCAAGUGCAAACAAACUUUUAGGUUCCAUUUAAGGAACAUUUGCUACAAUGAGCAACAGGUGGAUCCUGAGAAACCUGAAGAUGUUAAGCAUUGUUUCAGAUGUGAUGAAUGUGAUAAGGCAUUCAAAUAUAAAUCAACAUUGGAUUCCCACAAACAGACUCAUAACCCGCUGUAUUGCGAGGUUUGUAUGAAAUUGGUACGCGACUCCGAGGCACUGGCAAUGCACAAGGAAUCCCACACGCCAUUUCAAUGUAACCGGUGUGACGAGAACUUCCCUGUAUUCAAAGCGCUUCACAAGCACUACAUUGAUGUCCACAAUCCCACUGAGCCUUUUACCUGCACCCACUGCCAGACAACGUUUGCCAGCUUAAAGCGAUUCAUCAGGCACGAGUGGAAGCACACUGGUUACCAACCUUUUCAGUGCCCCCACUGCAGUAAACGAUUCAGAUCCUACUCUGACCUCGUGGAACACCAGAAAAAACACACUAAGGCAUAUCCAUUCCUCUGCUGGGAGUGUGGCAAGAAAUUCAGGCACGGUGUAACAUUGACCAGGCAUGUAGAGCGUGUGCAUCACGCUGGGGAACCCAUGACGCAGAAGCCCUCUCCAACUUUCACUUGUUCUCAGUGUGGGAAGACCUUCACAUCCAGGCGAUGCCUCCUGAAACAUGACAACUUCCAUCACAAAGGGCUACGUUUCCCAUGUGAGCACUGUGGGAAGGGAUUUUUUGGCAAAGAUGCGUUGGUGAGGCAUACUUUGAUUCACACAGGCGAGAGGCCUUUUAAGUGUGAUGACUGUGAUAAAUCUUUCAGAUCUGCAGCUGAAUUAAAGAUACACAGGAGGUACCACACUGGGGAGAGGCCAUUUAAGUGUACGAUUUGUGAUAAAGGUUUUGUUCAGUCCUGCUUUCUAACUUUACACAUGCGAACCCAUACAGGAGAGAGGCCAUAUGUUUGCACAGUAUGUAACAAAGGCUUUUCAAGCUUGCAUGGCCUAAAGCGACAUCGAAGACUGGUUCACGCAUAGGUAAAGUUAGCACGAAACUACUUUACACGUAUGUUUGUUCUGUUUGACGUUUCCCUAAUUAGGCAGGUCAGAGGUCAGUAUUGAGAACUGUGAAGAAUUUGACUUCUGAUCAAAGACCUUGUGGAUAUUGAUUGAGAUCGGGGCUACUUCUGACUGUCCCAGGCUUGGCUUGUUAGAGACUGUAAAUGUGUAAUACAUUAAAAAAAAAGUGUAACUUUGUAUUUUUACAGAAGCGUUUGCUGUAGUUCUGAAUAAGAUUUGUAUGUAUAAAUCAUAUAAAGUUAAAUUCCUUUUGGAAUUGAUUUGUUUUUCUUUAAUAAAUUGAACAUUUGA
Molecule: messenger RNA, 3197 nt
Organism: Betta splendens (Siamese fighting fish)
Lineage: Eukaryota; Metazoa; Chordata; Actinopteri; Anabantiformes; Osphronemidae
Product: zinc finger protein 708-like
Exons: 7
Coding region: 168-2864 (898 amino acids)
Biological process (GO): regulation of transcription by RNA polymerase II
Cellular component (GO): nucleus
Molecular function (GO): RNA polymerase II cis-regulatory region sequence-specific DNA binding; DNA-binding transcription factor activity, RNA polymerase II-specific
Source: RefSeq, a predicted model, not a curated record